This is a messenger RNA of Chelmon rostratus (copperband butterflyfish), 1638 nucleotides long. RefSeq names its product integral membrane protein 2B-like. Gene Ontology annotation, molecular function: amyloid-beta binding. NCBI's taxonomy places the organism in Eukaryota, Metazoa, Chordata, Actinopteri, Chaetodontiformes, Chaetodontidae. The record is from RefSeq and is a predicted model, not a curated record. The coding region runs from base 140 to 961 and encodes 273 amino acids. Gene Ontology annotation, cellular component: Golgi apparatus; extracellular exosome; plasma membrane. The transcript is spliced from 7 exons. Gene Ontology annotation, biological process: negative regulation of amyloid precursor protein biosynthetic process.
GCUCUGAUCACAACAGAUCAGACUUGGCCGGAGAGAAGUGCGUCUGCGUUACUUCAGAGCAAAUUCUCUCUGUUCGGUUCCGUUUCACAGUUUUUCAUCGUGUUUCUCCCGCUCGGAGUUUGUCAGCGUCUCUUUCAAGAUGGUUAAAGUGUCUUUUAACUCCGCUUUGGGACAGAAAGACGUGAAAAAGGACGUAGAAACUCUUCUUCCCGAGGAGGACAAAGAUGCCGAGGCCGCUCUGCCGGUGCGUCACCAGUCUCGGGCCUGGUGCUGGUGCAUGUGCCUGGGUCUCGCCCUCAUGCUGUCCGGAGUGGUGGUCGGAGGAGUUUACCUGUACCACUACUACAUCCCGGAGGUGAGCAGCCAGUCCCAACAAGGCUGGGACGAUGGAGAGGAGCAGGUGUUCGUGUGCGGGGUGGCGUACCGGGAGCAAGACUUGAUGAUACAGGAGGAAGAGGAGGUGGAGGUGGAGCUGCCAAACCAGUACCACCUGCGGCAGCUGGAGGAGAGGGUCCAGGUGCUGGAGAAGGAGCAGGUGGAGCUCAUCAAUAUCCCUGUGCCCGACUUUGAUAACGGAGACCCCGCGGACAUCGUCCAUGACUUCCAGCGGAGGUUGACGGCCUACCUGGACCUGAGUCUGAACAAGUGCUACGUCAUCCCGCUCAACACCUCCAUCGUCAUGCCUCCCAGAGACCUUGUGGAGCUGCUCGUCAACAUCAAGGACGGCACCUACCUGCCUCAGUCCUACCUGGUCCACGAGGAGAUGAUCGUGACCGAGCGCCUGGAGCACGUCGACCAGCUCGGCUACUUCAUCUACAACCUCUGCCGCGGCAAAGACACCUUCAAGCUGCAGCGCAGAGACAGGAUCCUGGGUAUGCAGAAGCGUGAAGCGCUGAACUGCCACAAGAUUCGUCACUUCGAGAACAAGUUUGUGGUGGAAACUGUGAUCUGUGAGCCCUGAGAGCGCUCGCGGCCUCGCGGCCCCGCGGCCCCUCUUCCAGUCACUGGCGUGCAGUGAGAUCUGUGUUUCUAACCCUCGCCUGUCGUUUCUUCUGUCCUUUACUUCAGGUUGAGCGAGUGAGAUGAGUGAAACGUGGAGCUGUUUGAUAAAUACUCAUUGAUUGUGUGAAAAGUCGCCUGUUUUCUGUUGGGAUCUUCUUUGGAAUCGACAUCUUUUCAUGAAAUAAUUAGCUAAAAGUCAGCCGAGUAUAAAAUUAUUUUAAUCAAAAUAACUGCAAUUAUAGCAAUAGACAAGGGAAAUGUAGUUUGGCUUUCUUUCAGUCCAGACGUGUGAGGUUUCAGGAGGGGGGGCAGCUUUCGUACCGCUCGUCCUGGUUUGUGAACAGACUCUUUUUGUAUUUCAUCUGCUGUAGCUUUUAAUAACACUGCACGUGUUCUUCUUAACUGGAAAAUGAUCUUAAAAUAAGCGUGUGGACACGAGCUUCUCUCAUUUAGCUUUAAAAUGAGUCUGAAAUGGAAGCGGGGGACGUUACGACACACUUAUGUUAAAAUCUUUUUCUCAGGGAUCGUCUGUUUGAAUGUUAAUUUUUUAAUAACUCUUCUUGUACUAAUUUGUGUAUAUAAUCUCUUUAAAGAUAUGAACAGACCAACACAAUAAACAAAACAGAAAAAACUAAA